UUAGAUGUUCUGACUGACUUGUGCAGCAGGUGUGAAUAAUAGUAACUAGAGAUGGACAACCGCAGGAGUUGGCCAUGGAAGAAAAAGUCUGGAGCUGAGAAAGCAGUUACAGUUGCAGACUCCGCCGCUUCUUUGUCAUCAACUGGAUCUCGUGUUGAACAGGAUAAGAAACCAAAGUUUGUUCAAAUUUCUGUGGAGUCUUAUUCUCAUCUAACCGGAUUGGAGGAACAAGUGAAGACAUAUGAGGAUCAGGUGGAGAACUUACAAGAUGAGAUUUCGAAAUUAAAUGAAAAGCUCUCAACUGCCCAAUCAGAGAUAAUAAGUAAGGAAAUCAUAGUGAAACAACAUGCUAAAGUUGCUGAAGAAGCUGUAUCAGGUUGGGAGAAGGCAGAAGCAGAAGCAUUGGCACUAAAAAACCACCUAGAAUCUGUGACACUACUAAAGCUUACAGCCGAAGAUCGUUCAUCCCAUUUAGAUGGUGCUCUCAAGGAAUGCAUGAGGCAGAUACGUAACUUGAAGGAAGAACACGAACAGGAAUUGCAUGACGUCGUGUUGGCAAAAACAAAGCAAUGGGAUAAAAUAAGGCUUGAAUUUGAAUCAAAGAUAAACAACUUGAAUCAAGAGCUUUACAAAUCAGAGGCACAAACUAAUGCUCUUUCAAGGUCAUUGCAAGAACGUUCCAACAUGAUAAUUCAAAUAAACAAAGAGAAAUCGCAGGCUGAGGCAGAGAUAGAGCUUCUGAAGAGCAAUAUCGAAUCAUGUGAAAGACAACUAGGUUCACUCAAAUACGAAGUUCAUGUCAUUAACAAAGAGCUUGAGAUCCGAAACGAGGAAAAGAAUAUGAGCGUGAGAGCUGCAGAAGUGGCCAACAAGCAACAUCUAGAAGGAGUUAAGAAAAUAGCUAAGUUAGAAGCUGAGAGCCAGAGGCUACGUGGCCUUGUGAGGAAGAAACUGCCUGGUCCUGCAGCAUUGGCUCAAAUGAAGUUAGAAGUUGAGAACUUGGGAGAAACUCGAGUAAGGAGGCCCCCUAGUCCAUAUCCAUCUUACUUGGCUGAAACAUCUUUUGAAAACUAUCACAAGUACCAAAAAGAGAAUGAAUUGCUCACAGAAAGACUCUUUUCUAUGGAAGAAGAAACAAAACUUCUUAAAGGAACGUUAUCCAAACGCAAUAACGAAUUGCAGGCAUCACGCAAUGUUUCUACCAAGACUAUAAGCAAGCUUCAAGCUUUAGAAUCUCAAAUCCAUUCCCAUGAUCAUCAUAGAAGUUUGACAUCCCUGUCUGAAGAUGGAAAUGAUGAUGCAGUAAGCAGUGCUAGUUCAUGGUCUCCGUUUAAGAAGGAAAUGAGUGUUGAGAAGCCUAAAUCUGAAAAUAUUAAACACUUGGAACUAAUGGAUGAUUUCCUCGAGAUGGAAAAACUUGCGUACUCAUCAAACGAUCAAACUGUUUCAGAUUGUUCGAAAAAUAAUGACACGGAGUUGGUAAGGCUUCAAUCAAGAAUAUCCAUGUUACUUGAGUCUACACCGAAAGACACAGAGAUAGAAAAGGUUUUGGAUAGCAUUAAACAUGUGGUGGAAGAAACAAAAGAGCAUGUUAUAACUGAAGAAAUAGCUGCUUCCAUUUCUCAAAUUCAUGAAUUUGUGUUGAUUCUGGGAAAAGAAGCAAUGGCUGUUCUAGAAACAUCAUCUCCAGAUAAUAGAGAUGGAUGGAGCAAGAGAAUUGAGGAAUUCUCUUUUGCAUUCAAUAACGUUAUUUGUUCUAAAUCAAGCUUGGUUGAUUUCAUUCUGAAACUUUCACAUGUUUUAUCCAAGGCUGGAGAACUCCAUUUUAAUGUCCUUGGCUACAAGAACAAUGUUUCUGACUGCAUAGACAAGAUUGCGUUACAUCCAGACUCACCAACAGAGAAAUAUCCUAAUGAAGGAAGCUUUGGUCCGAUCUCUGAUUCUGAACCAGAUGUUGUUCCAUGGAAAUGCUCGUUUGAGGAGUUCGAACAAUUGAAAAGGGAAAAAGAGAAUUUGGCUGAGGAUAUGACAAGAUGUAGCGAAAAUCUAGAGAAUACGAAAAAACAGUUGGAUGAAGCUGAACUGGCUCUGGUAGAAGUGAAAUCACAGUUGGCAUUAGCUCAAAAGAUGAACGGGUUGGCUGAGACACAGCUUAAAUGUAUGGCUGAGUCAUACAAAGCGCUUGAAAUACGUGCAGAGGAGUUGGAAACACAAAUAAAUCUUCUACAAGCGAAAAUAGAGAAUUCAGAUAUUGAGCUUCAAGAGGAAAGGAGAAAUCAUCAAGAUGCUAUGGCUACAUGCAAGGAGCUUCAGGAACAAUUACAAAGAUUGGAGAGCAUCACUGAUGAACAUGAAAGCAAGAAUAACCAGGAAAAAGAGCUGGCUGCAGCAGAGGAGAAGCUUGCAGAGUGUCAAGAAACCAUAUUUCUCCUUGGCAAACAGCUGAAAACGAUGCGUCCACCUCCUCCAAGAGACUACUACAUUGGAUCGCCAUUCAGCGAAAGGAGCCAUAAACACGAUAGCCUAUCAGAAGAAGAACCAACUAUAAGUGACACAAAUUUGCACGACUUUGAUCAAACAGAUAUCGACACAUUCAACUCUCCAUGUAGUCCUUCACAUGCUACUACGGAGAAGAUUAUUACGCCAUUAAGAUCACCAGUAAAAAAUCUUCCUAUCACUACUACUGUCAAGUCUGGUUCAUCUACACCCGAGAAGCAAUCGCGUGGAUUUUCAAGAUUCUUUUCCAGCAAAAAAAGGUAAGUAUUGAGUUUUUGAAUUGAAGCCAUGCACACAGUUUUUCAACUUCAUUGACAAUAUAUGUAAUGAAAUAACAAAAAGAAAAGUAUAGUACUUUUAUUAUUUGUGUAUAAGGCAAAUGCAUCUGAUAUGUAUGUCAAUACUUAAUAUCAGUCUUUGUGGAAAUUUUAUUGGUUUUGAAGCCAUUUGAACAUUGACUCUUUGGGAAAAUUAUAAGCUAAUUUCAGAGUGGUUUUGUGUAACUGU
Molecule: messenger RNA, 3003 nt
Organism: Impatiens glandulifera
Lineage: Eukaryota; Viridiplantae; Streptophyta; Magnoliopsida; Ericales; Balsaminaceae
Product: filament-like plant protein 4
Exons: 5
Coding region: 52-2760 (902 amino acids)
Source: RefSeq, a predicted model, not a curated record